AUGACGAGCAGAGCGCGCUGGAGACUGCCGUCUGCAGCUGCAGCAGCGGACGACGAGACCCAAAGCGCCGCGCGAGCGACUUCUGUCUCGGACGUGUUCACUGACAUGCUGAACGUCAACGAGGAUCUGAUCGUAGCCACAGCAGAGUGCCAAGCGGAGAGAGACGUCGACGGCCUUUUAGCCUACCACCGCAUUCUGCAUCGCGACCUCAUGGAGAUGGCCGAGUUUAUCGACGCCUUGUACGGCGUCUACAGCACCAGCGGUCGCAUCAGCAGCAGCAGUGGUGAUGCUGUCCAUGGGAACUCGCUCUUGGGGCAGCAGAGGAGCGAAGAGCUCGAGUCGCAUGUGGAUGAUUGGACUACGGACAAUGUCGAGGACAAAGCAACAGUUGCUGCUGAAUGGUCUGUUGCUCCCGUCAAGGAGAAAGCGGCCAGUCGAGAGCAGGUGCAGCGCGGUGCAUUGCGUGCAGCCCUCGAAGCUGGAGAGAAGGAGCGCGAGACGCAGCGAUCGAAAGAGCAAUGGAUCAAGUCGCGCCAUCAAGUGCUUGAAGAGGAAAGCGUCAGUGCGAUCCUGAAGGACAACACGAUCGGCAUGCUGGAGGUUGCUAGUGGGCAGGCGGAAAAGAGCGAUGCGCAGCAGGGGGGUGGCGGGCUCGCGCUCGUGAACCAGUUGCGGGCACAUCAACAGAUUGCGGCAUUCUUACAAGCUUCGAAAGAGACGGCUCCACCAGGCACCUCGACGCCAAUGGACUUGCUGCUUGCUCAGAAGUUAGCUAUGCCUACAGGCACUUCGCGUUUGGCAGCUCCUGCGCAGAUGUUGCAGGCAUCGACCACCGCUGCUGGUGCGGAAAAGCAGAUCAAGCCGAGCGUGGGCGGACACAGUGUCCCCAAGAUCGCGCUACCACCAGCACAUUCCAUGGUCAACAAGCUGUAUCCUUUUUCCGAGACCAUGCCGCUGUUGUUUUAUCCGCAACCUCCUGCAGGGUUCCUACCGAUCCCGCCGUGGCAGCCACAGUUGCACUCGGCUUUACCCGCUCGAACUGUAGUGCUUACUCGACCUCCAGCUAAGAAGCCCGAGUUCAAACGGAUGUGUGAAUCGUGUCGCAAGCGGCACUUCAGUGUUCGACAGUGUCGUCUUGUGCUUCAGCAUACCGAUCCCGAGUGGCAGCCUGCAAACCCGCCAGCAGAUCGACGACGGAGACGAAAGUGA
Messenger RNA from Hyaloperonospora brassicae, 1209 nucleotides. The record is from the annotation of a GenBank genome assembly. Lineage: Eukaryota; Oomycota; Peronosporomycetes; Peronosporales; Peronosporaceae.